AUGCAACAGUCAGCAGAAGCCGGCCCAUCAUUGACGGCGCCUGCCGAGUCGUGGCUGUCGGUGUCGUCAUCCCGCGACAAAGUCCCAUCCCCUCAACCAGACAUCAGUCUUCGGCUACGCGGCGGUGGAGCGGAUGCAGGCGAUUCGGAGGGGUCUACACCUGACGGCCACGAUGAACAACGACAUCGACAACAGACCUCGGGGGCCGGGUCGACCCCACGGCGAAAAGGCAAGGAAGUUAGCAUCGCACCUGAUGCGCCUGAAAUCAUAGGAACUCGCCAGUCACUAGAUAACUAUCGCGCCAAACUCGCUCAGGAUCUGGGACGCCGAGAUAUACCUACACGAACUCCGCCCUCCGCACUCCUUGAGAAGAUGCGCUUCUCACCUAUCCGGGAAGAAGCUAUUGUCUCUCCCACCCCUGGUUCAGACCUACCAACCGCCGCCUCGACCGAGUCGAAUAAGACUGUCCGUGGCGGCAUGACCCCAGGUUUUGUGGCCAGGACGCCAUCAUACCCGUUCCCCCGCAUGGCUACGCCCAGCUUCUUUCCCUCACAUUUGCAGCAUGCCCUGGGCCAACAGUCUGGGAUUCUCGGUUCGACUGGUGCGCAGUUCACCCUACAUGACCAGCUGACAUCUCCAUCCUCCCCCGCAUCCGCAAUGACUUUCCUACCAUCUGGAGCCACGCCAUAUUCCGAGUCUUUCGAUUUUCCUACCCCUAAUCUCUACGAGCUGUCAUUGAUGCUCUCAUCAGAGCCUGGCUUGGAUGCGUGGUGGAGUAGUGUCAUCCAGAUCAUGACUGAAUGCUACAAGGCGGAGCGGAUCACUCUUUCUGUUCCUGCCGACGCUACAGACAUCGACAACGUCCCGUGGGGCCAGAAAGCGACCUAUCAUGCCCAACAGGAGGAUGAAUUGAGCAUGGGCUACAUGGCCAGAGGGAGCAGUAGGGUCCCUAGUAGUGCAGAUGACCAGUCUGACAUUUCCUCGAUCAAGGAUGCCUUUCAAAAAGGUGAGAGACCUUUGCGCCCAGGUGUGCAGAGCCGUCACUCUUUCACUGCCUAUGAGGAAAAGAAACAAUCCCGCAAAGCUCAGGUUAGCGAGGCGACAAAACUUAACCCUCAGAGGCCUGGUCUGGUGCCAAGGAGCAAAAGUUACUUCCCAGGGGCAGACAAGAAUAGCCCGACUUCGCCCCACCCGGCAUUGAAUCAGCAGUCACUGGAAGAGCACGACGCGGUUGAACCAGGUCAGCCUGUCCCGAGUUGGGAAGCAACAAUGGAUUCGAGCAGGGAGGUCAAGGGCCGGGUUCUUCCAGUGUUGCAGGGACUGGACCUCGAAGCUGACCCCCUCAUCGACCACAAUGGCAUCACCAGGGUCAUAGAACGAGGCAACGUCAUCGCCCUAACUCGUACAUAUCCAUAUCUUGAUCCGGAUGCGGAGGAGAAAGCCAAGGCCCAGAGCACCAGGCCAUCCUCAUCAACGCAGAGAAAGCAGAUCAAGACUACGCCUUCGACGAAGCUAUCAUCGCUGCUCGCUAAUGCUAGCGCACCCCGUUCCAAGGACGUCAGCAAGAAGCCAUCGUCAUCCACCAAGAGCGAUGUUACAAACCUCUACUCGGUUAUCGACGAGACUGCUCAGCGACCCCUCACACCGAACUACGAAGAAUUUGAACAGCCUCCCCCGUCACCAUGGUCUCAGUCACCUGCACCAUCUCCCGCAGUGCGCCCUGAUCCUAAUGAGAAUCCCUUCUUCACUGACGCAGUGGUUGACGAAGAAUCAUUCAACCCUGGCCCUAGUCCUCAAGACUACACCUCUGACCAGCCGCCCGAAGCUAUCGGAGUUGACAAUUCCUGGACCGUGCUUCAUAUACCCCUUCAUCACAUCCUGUUUUCAAAACCCGCUCAAGGAUUCAAGUUAAGUUCUACAGCCCUACGGCAAAAGACCAAUAUGCGUGGCAAGAUGGAAGGCAUAUCACCUGAACCUUCGCCGUCCGAGGAAUUUGCCCACAAGGAACGGCAACCACCCAUCGCCAUCUUGUCGAUUUUGAGCCCACUGAUACCGUAUCCGUCAAACCUACGUCACUCACUACAGCAUUUGGCCGCCCAUCUGGCGACGUCCUUCUCGCUUUGCCGUCAUUAUUCCAAUCUCGAGACCGUAGUUACGGGGCUCCACCGGAAAAGACCAGCGGCCGUUGGCUUUGGCGCGGUAGGCCCUGACGGAAGAGCGAAUGCGAACUCGACGAUGUUUUCUCAGCUCAACUACACGCCCUCAGAAGAGAUAUCUCUCCGCUCAAUUUCUGGAAGUAUUACCAGCCCUAGUGAUUAUUCCACUCACUCUCGUAGUAUCAAUCCCUCCCCGAUGGGAACCCCUUGGGAUGCCGGAUCUUUGGGGUUGUUAAUGGAGAGGCGUGCUGUGGGGACCAGUCCCAGCCAGACAGGCGGUGACAGCUACUUCAAUCCGAGGAGUAAGAGUAGUGGUACACCCGGCGAAGCCUCGUCGAGCGCUCCAAGUCAUCGGCCUGCUCGAAAUGCGAGGGAAAGCGCAGCAACGCCUAGCAGCCACCAUAAACGUUCGGGCAGUCUGCGUCAAAACCAGCAGGAACCUGUCUCCACGAAAGAAGCAGGGGUUCUUGAUCCGGCCGUUGGCAGUGCCAUCACUACCGGAGAGGACACUCCCACCGAUACACCCAAACCGCAACCUGCGUCAACAGCUCCCUCCGUAGUAGGGACUACGAAAGAGGAGCAGUUGAGGGAGCAGAGCGGCGAGGACGACCGGAAAAGGGCUUCGAACGAGCAUGGACCUGGGAAGGGUGUCUACAGGCACACAAAACUGCACUCAUAUGGCGGUGAUUUUGCUACAACAUUUCAGUCUCUGCCACCGAGCACACCAUUGGUUCCAAAACCAGCGAUGCCUUCUUCUACGCCAAAUCGCCCUGGAACUGUAUCGACUGCACCGGCGAGCAUGCCUCCACCGACCGACCGCCUCAAAGGUCUUAUGCUCGACCUACUGCCUGUCCAAGUAUUCGUGGCUUUACCUGUGAAUGGCGAGAUUGUGUGGGUAAACAGUAAAUACUUAUCCUACAGAGGCCAGACGCUUGCAGACCUGAUUGCGGACCCUUGGGGUAGUCUUCACGACGACGAUCGCAAUCAAUUCAUGGAUGCGUGGACGUAUUCGCUUCGCACGGGUGAGCCGUUCGUCCAUACUGCUCGGCUACGCCGAUUUGAUGGAGCUUAUCGUUGGCACCAAGUCCGCGCAGUUGCCUCGCGAGACAAGUGGGGAGUCAUCGUACAGUUCAUCGGCUCUUACAUGGACAUUCACGACCAGAAGGUUGCCGAACUGGUGUCUCUCCGCCAACAGGAAAUCGAGGUUUCAGAGGCAAAACAUCGCCUGCUGGCCAAUUUGAUCCCCCAAAUUAUCUUCACGGCGACAGAGAGCGAUGGUAUCACAUUUGCAAACGAGCAAUGGCUAUCAUACACUGGUCAAAACGACGAAGAUCAAUUGGGCCUGGGGUUCAUGGACUUUGUUCAUCCCGAUGACAUGGCAAAAUGUCGUUUACCAGCGGACUGUACAUCCAGAGCGUCCCCUGCCAGGAGGAGGGACCUUGAUACGCCCUCUGAGUUCUCUUCAUCCACGAUUGUGCCAAAGCGGACCUCGGCGACCUCAUCAUCUACGCAUACUCCUACGGUCAAAAGCCCUAGAGGACCUCUUGGCUUAUCCCGAGACAACAGCUCAAACAGUUCUUCAGCAUAUGAUUCCCCUAAUGCAGAUCUCAGUGAACUCACAAGGAAAGGAAUCAUCAAGGUCGCCACAGAUAGCAACGGCCGGCUUUCAUACACGACAGAAAUGCGUUUGAGGUCCAAAACAGGAGAAUAUCGAUGGCAUCUGAUUAGGUGUGUGGAGAUUGACGGUGUCGGGUUUGGCAGCGGCACCAGCUCCUAUUUCGGCUCUGCAACCGACAUAAACGACCAUAAACUGCUGGAGGCGAAGCUGAAAGAGGCCAUGGAGUCGAAGGGCAGGUUUCUGAGCAACAUGUCUCAUGAGAUUCGAACGCCUUUGAUUGGUAUAUCUGGCAUGGUGAGCUUCCUGCAGGAUACGACACUCAAUGAGGAGCAGAGGGACUAUACGAACACGAUUCAGACCAGUGCCAAUAGUCUUCUGAUGAUUAUCAACGACAUACUGGACCUAUCGAAGGUCGAUGCUGGUAUGAUGAAGCUGAAUUUUGAAUGGUUCCAUACUAGAUCACUCAUCGAAGACGUCAACGAAUUGGUCUCGACGAUGGCAGUCGCCAAACGGCUGGAACUCAAUUACAUCGUCGAGGAGAACGUACCUUCAUGGGUUAAGGGUGACAAAGUACGGAUACGCCAAGUGCUUUUGAAUGUCAUAGGUAACGCCAUCAAGUUCACGGCUGAAGGGGAAGUCUUCAGUCGAUGCAGAGUUUUCUCGGACAACACCUCUGAGCUUGACGAACACCAGAUGAUGCUCGAGUUUUCGGUCAUUGAUACUGGGAGAGGUUUCUCGAAGGAAGAGGCCGAACUAAUCUUCAAACCUUUUAGUCAGAUUGAUGGCAGCAGCACCCGGCAACAUGGCGGUAGCGGGCUCGGUCUUGUCAUAUCAAGGCAGCUUGUGGAACUUCACGGCGGUACAAUGGAAGGCAGUGCGGUGCCUGGGAGAGGCUCAACAUUCAGUUUCACCGCCAAAUUUGGAUUACCAACCUCAGCUGACCAUCCGCACUUUGCCGAAACACCGCCAACGAUGGCGUCUAUCCCAACACCGUCAGAGGACAAGGCAAUGCAGACCAUGAAGCCCUUGUUUCUCCAAAGAACUCUGGAACAGCCGUUGACUGCCAGCCCCGGCUCCGACAUCGAAGUCGCUUCGCCUGCUUUUACAUCGUCUGCUAGCUCGGACCCUUCGGUGCGCUCUGUGCGUACGCAGAACACGGCAAGAUCGUCCAUUUCAUCUGUCAACGUCGGCCUUGUACACUUCAGUGAAGCUGCAAAAGCGAGCGGGCAGGAUCUUUCACAGAUGAAACUGGAGAUGCCGUCCGGAAAGAUGUCGCCUGCGAUUCCACCUACCCCUGAGGCAACCAAAAUCACGAAUGCCGAGCGGUUCCGUCCCCCGAUGUAUUCGGUUCUCAUCAUAUGUCCGCAGACAUACUCCAGAGAAGCUGUCACGAAACACAUUGAGACGACACUACCAAAAGAUGUUCCACAUCAGAUCACAGCCGUCGCGAGUGUAACAGAGGCCGGCAAACUGAUUGGUGGGCAUGAGUCUGUCACGUUCACACAUAUCGUGCUCAAUCUCGGCACGGCGGAAGAGAUCAUCAGCCUUAUAGAUCAGAUAAUGGCCACCUCUAGGGACAAGACCUCGGUCCUGAUCUUGUCAGAUUCGGUACAGAGACAGGCGGUGCUCAAGCUCGCUUCCGAUACUGCGCAUCGCCAACUCCUAGCGGAGAAACGGAUCAUUUUCGUGUACAAGCCGAUCAAGCCAUCUCGGUUUGCUGCCAUAUUCGAUCCGGCAAGGGAGCGUGAUUUGAGUAUCGACCUCAACAGAUCGAGUGCCGCGCAGAUGGUGGAGAGCCAGAAACAGAGCUACCUGGAUGUGGAAAAACGAAUCGGCAACAAAGGCUAUAGGAUUUUGCUUGUCGAAGACAACCCGGUCAACCAGAAGGUUCUUGUCAGGUACUUGAAGAAGGUUGGGAUCGAUGCCGAGAUCGCGGCAGACGGAAUGGAGGCAACCGAGAGAGUAUUCGCACACCCCCCGAAGUACUACUCUCUCAUACUGUGCGACCUCCAUAUGCCUCGUAAAGACGGCUAUCAGACGUGCCGAGAGAUACGACAAUGGGAGAAGAAGGGCAGCUAUCCUUCAGUGCCCAUCAUAGCUCUCUCGGCAAACGUGAUGUCGGACGUCCAAGACAAAUGCGUGGCGGCCGGCUUCAACGAUUACAUCACAAAGCCAGUAGACUUUGUUGACUUGAGCAACGCGAUGUCCAAACAUUUCUGA
Messenger RNA from Anthostomella pinea, 5994 nucleotides. The record is from the annotation of a GenBank genome assembly. NCBI's taxonomy places the organism in Eukaryota, Fungi, Ascomycota, Sordariomycetes, Xylariales, Xylariaceae.